CCGAGCCUUCGCCACAGUCCAUAAUAAUACCAUCCCGGUGACUGUGUGCAACCCCCAGACCUAGCUGACAUCCGUCGAGAAGUAGAAGGACCUAUAAAUCCCGGUUACAAAUUAUUGCAGUCAGUGCCAAUUAUGACAGCCCCGAAAAGCUACGUUGCCGCGAUGUUACUCGUCGUUGUUAUCGCCUCGGAUGUUCAUACAGCCGAAUACGCCGAUUACGACGGUAUUUCGUCGGAUUCGGAUGGGCACGAUGCUCGUGAUUUGUACAACGCACUCCAGCAACAGGAAGACCCCAACGGCGUCAAAUUAUGGAAUAUUCCCAUCCAGCAUUUGAUGGUUCGCAAAUCUCAGCGUUCACCUUCGUUCCGACUUCGAUUUGGCCGCCGUUCCGACCCUCUGAUGUCGAAUGAUAUUUCGGGCCAAGAUAAUUCCGUUGAGAGAAAAUCCGUGAGAUCGCCUUCUUACAGGUUACGAUUUGGUCGGCGCAGCGAUCCUGAACUUUCGGAGGAUUUCAUGGUGAGAAAGGCGAGCAGGUCGCCAUCUUUUAGACUGCGAUUUGGACGUCGCAGCGAUCCCCUUAUGAAUCAUGAUCUUGCGAGUUCGUUUUCCGGCGAGGACUACUUAGACAGAAAGAUAGUCAGAUCGCCGUCCUACAGACUUCGUUUCGGCAGGCAGAGUGGCUCGGUUGGUUUGACGGAAGUUCAACCUGGAACGACAUCAGAAAAGGAAUCAGCAGCGGUGGUUGAAGAGAAUUAAUUGCGCGCGACGUAAGGAAAGAAAAUUAUCUCCGUCUUCUAACGUUAUCAUUAUAUAUUAUAUACCUACACAUAAACAUUAUGAUGCAGUUGCAAAAGUUUGCUAUUAACGAUAUACUUGUCUUCUUUCUGAUCUGCAUAUUUUUCAGCCGAAAAUUUAUAAUAAUAAUAAUAAUAAUAAUAAUAAUAAGGAUAGUAAUGAUAAUAAUAAGAACAAUAAUACUAAUAUAUACAAACACAUCUAUUACCUGUGUGCAGUGCAUAUAAUGUUAAUGAAUUCAAUUUGUUUGUAAUUCAGAGAAAACCAAACUAUACAGAUCAAUGUAAAGUUUAUUUAAUUUUUUUAUUUCUUCAUUCAUUUAAGUUAUUCCUGGGAAUGUCUUUUUUAACACUAAU
Messenger RNA from Diprion similis, 1151 nucleotides. RefSeq names its product short neuropeptide F (gene sNPF). The coding region runs from base 133 to 756 and encodes 207 amino acids. The transcript has 7 exons. NCBI's taxonomy places the organism in Eukaryota, Metazoa, Arthropoda, Insecta, Hymenoptera, Diprionidae. The record is from RefSeq and is a predicted model, not a curated record.